Pelagomonas calceolata is the source of this 857-nucleotide messenger RNA. NCBI's taxonomy places the organism in Eukaryota, Pelagophyceae, Pelagomonadales, Pelagomonadaceae. The record is from the annotation of a GenBank genome assembly.
CUUUCUUUAUUGUCGCUAUAGGCCAUCGGGAAGCAGGGCCAGGCGAAAAAAACAUGUGCCUAUAGCGCUGGGACAACUCCUGGCACCUGGCGCAAGCGAUAGAACAGCUUUGCGGCGCGCGCCGCGCCGAAACGCCGCUUUAGAAGGUCGUCGCUGCUUCAGAAAGCGCAACUUCGCCGCGAGGGCCAGCAAGCUUCGUCCGCCGCAACCAUGAGCUUCGUCCGCUCCGACGCGCGGCGCAAGGAGCUCAACGCGAAGUUCGGCGCCAACGCCUGGGCGCCGCCGUCCCCCGCGACCGCGCGGCGGACGCUUAGGACCGCGCAGCCGUUUUUGACGGGCUGCCGCGUCUGCGGCGCCGAGGACGCCGAAUACUUUUUCCGAGACCGCCGCUUCUGCCGCGCGCACUGCCCGUGGAAGGCGCUCAUCGCGUCGUCGUCGGAGCCGCCACCGCCGGCGGCGCCGGUGAUCAUGCACGCGCCGAAGCGCCGUCGGAUCGUGCCGACCGCGGACGAGCUGCUGCCGCCGUCGCCGACGUCCGUCGUCUCCGCCGCCAUCACGCCGGCCAUCACGCCGUCGGGCAGCGACGCGAAGAUGUCGGACCUCGACGAGGAGGUCAGCGCCGUCUCGAUCUCGCCGCCGCCGUCGCCGACCCUGGCGCGGGGCAAGCGGCUCGCGACAGCUGCGCCCGGCUUCCCGCCGGGCUUCGACGCCCGCGCCGUGCGGCUCGUCGGUUGACGCUCUCCGGGCCCGCGCGCAAGCGCGGGAGCGUCCGCCACCUUGGCGGCCGCGCGUCGCAGGCCCCGCCUGCGCGCCCCGGCACCCAAUGCCAAUUCAGGAUUAUUAAAAAUAUGUUAUUC